AUGCUGGAAACGGAAAUUUCUGAGAAGUAUCCCCUGCACUACUUUGCAUGGCUGAACGAUUAUCUGGCCUUAGAAGAACUACUGCUCCAGAAGAAGCACGACAUCGAGGCUCUCGAUCCUCAUGGACGCACACCACUCCUUCUUGCUAUCAUACUUGACCAUCUGGAGUCAGCUCGAGUCCUGCUUCGACAUGGCGCGAAUGCUUGUGUAAAGGGCAGGGAUUGCUGGUCAGCAACCCAGGAGGCGACCAGCACAGGCGAUCCCGAACUUCUAAAACUAGUACUUACGCACCGCGACUCGCACAUGCUUAAGAAUCAGGCCAAACUGAUCACCUCUCUGCUGAACAACCUCAAGGAGACUCCAGACUUCUACAUGGAAAUUAAGUGGGAAUUUACUAGUUGGCGUAAGUUUUACGUGAUUUAA
Dibothriocephalus latus is the source of this 423-nucleotide messenger RNA. Lineage: Eukaryota; Metazoa; Platyhelminthes; Cestoda; Diphyllobothriidea; Diphyllobothriidae. The record is from the annotation of a GenBank genome assembly.